Messenger RNA from Porites lobata, 28225 nucleotides. The record is from the annotation of a GenBank genome assembly. Lineage: Eukaryota; Metazoa; Cnidaria; Anthozoa; Scleractinia; Poritidae.
AUGAAAAGAGACAAGGAACCUCACAAUGAAAAAUAUCGCGUUGAAUAUCACAUAAACAACAACAGCACAGAUGUUCUGAAUAUGAUGGAUGGUUUAUCUAUGGAGCCAGAGAGGGAGGAGGAAGGCGACAGGUGUGUUUAUAUCAAUCCCAGAUCAGUAGUUAUCGCAGAAUCUACGUGAAUGGAUCGGAUUAAGGAUUUUAUUUUGAGGUAUCACUAUGAAAGACAAAGCUUAUUUGAGCUAGGGUGUCUAAGGUAGCGGAAGGACAGCGGAGGUGUGCGGGCAUCCAAGGACCACGCCCACCCCUAAACCACUUCUCUUGAUAAAUAUGAUUACAACAAAACUGAACACAAGGCUGGAAACACUGCAGAGGGAUCGUUAACUGAUUUGGCCUUAAAUAAAUCAGCUCACUGCCGUAUUGCCAGCCUUGCAUUCAGUUUCGUUUUAAUUCCCACUUCAAGUAACGUCUGGCAUUAGCAUCUCUACAUUAGAGGACGGUCAAGAAAGAACCAGUUGGAUUAUUUACACGUCGAGUGGACCUCUGCAUUCAAGGGGUUUUACUAUGGUUACUAUAUUUUAACAACAGGAAGUUAUAAAGUUAAGAGUAAAGCAAGAUAGCCCUUUUUUUCUUGCUUGAAUUUUCCUCUUCACUGUACUGAGGUUGCAUUUUGUGUGUUUCCCUUCGAGGUUUAUUGUGGAAUGCAUGAUCCUCUUAGGCCUCAAACGUUCACUGCUACAAUAAAGAUAUAUAACUUUUAGAACAAUCAGUCUUUCUAACAUUUUGUCGGUAAACCCUCGAGUAACAAGUGAGAAAAAUACGAGUAUAGCUCCUCUUUUCCAGUUCAUGAUCGACUCGCAUCUUUAAUCUCUUUCUCUCUAUAAACUCGGAAUUGAGCUGCUCUAUGGAUUUGAUUACAUCUAUUUGCAGUGUUAUUCCAACACUUGUCUUAUAUUCUACAGCUACUGUGAAAGGAGAACUGCCGAUCUGUCAGUUCGCAACCCAAAUGUCGACAAGGAAGCCAGAAAUUCAGUGGUCGAAGAAUCCAGGUAAUCAGCCAGGCUCCUGAGGUGAUCAAACUUCCCUCAUGUUAACUAUUUUGUUAUUUUCUCGGGUAAAGCUAAUCUAUUUUUCGUUCUUUUUAUCGCAAAGCAGUUAUGAAAAAUCCACUGAUAACGUUCUAUAUGUCAGGUAGGAUAUUUCCCAAGAAAGAAUUAUUUAUAAUUCAAAACUUAUUAAUAAUUCAUAAAGAAAAAACAAAAGAAAUCUAUGUUUAAUUAGUGUCUAUAUGUCUAAAUAUUAGUGCAAGAAUGAGUUGAUCUAUUUCAGAGAUUUUGAAGCUGCCCAAAAAAACUCGCAGUCGUGUAUUAUCAGGUUUAAAAACUCUAGGCUUUGCCUCGAGUUUUUAAACCUGAUAACAUACUCCUGUUUGUUUUUUAAACAGUUCUAAAUAAGCUGCUUGUGUUAGUAAUCAGAGGUUUUCUUAUAAGAAAUUAAAGUUACCAGUAGUCUAUUCAAUUCUCUGCUUGCAAAGUCAAAUUAAUGUACGCUAUUUUUCUUUUUGUUCUCAAUUUUGUUCUUUGUACCUAGUGGUUCAGGUGAAGCACAUAUUGCCCUGUCUAAAGAACAGACACCAUCUGAUUACGAAAGGUGAAAACAUCGCUCUGAACUCGUCCAUAGUUAGAUCAUCUAUUUUCUUCAUUCGAAAUCAUUUAAUCAUUUUUUGAAAUUUCAAGUGUUUUAAACCCCUUUGUAACGAGUAUAGGCCAGCAUAUACGAGGUAAUAACUCGUCAGUUUCAAAAAUCAUUGGGUGUCAGCAGCGCAGGAUUGUUUGAACCUGGCACUAGAAUUGUAGUUAAAAAAAGAGCGGAAGGUAAAACAAGUACGUAGUUGUAGCCGUUAAUUUGUGGCAUCGUGAAAGUGACCUGUUUUCAGUUCCAAACUUCCUUUUGAUGGAUUCUUAAUUCCGAAAGAGAGCCGAGUUAAAAAUAUCAUUGCCAAUAAAUAAAAAAUUCAAAGCUUGUGCCUUCCCCCCUAGAUCACGUUCUCGAGCGAAAAAUAAUUUUUUUUUAAGCUUCGUCGUGUGAGGUGUUUCUCUCGUAGACUUCGAGCAUUUUCUUUUUAGUUCUUUCGCCGCGCGUGGCUAUGAGGAAAGAAGGACGACCACUCGCGGUCUAUUUUUCUCGCACAUCCAUGCAUUUAUCCGUAUUUGUGGUUAAAUUAGCCUCAAAGCAUACGUAGGCACAAAGAAGCGAAAAACUGUGACGACUUCUUUAAAGCUGCUAAAAUGUAGGUCCAAAUCACCCUUCCGAUUGCCUGCAAGUACAUUAUCUUUCAAACACUUCACAUUAAUAAUUUUAAUUAUUGUACAUUACAUGACUGAUAUUUGUGUUCAAAUAACACUGAAAACGAAAAUUCUGAUCUUUUUAUUUUCAGACUGGUUUAAGUCUCUGGAUGUGGUGUAUCUGACAUGCAUGUAGAUCGACGAUUCACCUCUGACUGUAGAAGUGCUCAGAGAUGAUCUUUCAGCAAUCGCUCGCCUUGAUUACUUUUAUCGUCCGUUAGUUCCUGCUUAGUUACGAAGCAAUCCUUAGUUGUAACUCCCGUUUGGGAAUCCACCAUUGGCAAGGAACAGAUCCUUUAACUUUUUAUGGCAAAAGCUUCUCUGUCCGACUUGCCAGUGAUCUGUUUUCAGUGUAGCAGGCUUGCAAGCCAACGCUUAGGGCGGUUUUGCAGUGGCUUUUAGUUGCAUUUUUAAUCUUUUUGUAGUUGUAUUAAGUUUUUAUACGAUAAACCUAGAUAAAUAUUAAAUUAUACCUUUCAAUCAUCGUUCUCAAAGCUCUGCGCACUGAGCAGCGGAUCCCGGCGAUCACUGAUUCCUACUCACGUGAUCACAGGUUGGGAGGUGCCAAAUCAGCCUUAAACAAACAAGUACCGCAUCCCGCACGUGGCCGAAAUCCCUUUCUAACGGCUACGUUUUAUUCAGGUGAUGGUCUUUUGAUCAAUGUUAAUUUAGCCUUUCCACAGACCUUUUUCUUUCUUUCUUUUUUUCCUUCACAUUCGACAACGCCGAGCGAAGCGAGAGCGCAUUUAAAAGGAAAGGGGAGUGAUUUCAACAUUCACCUGGUUGAUGCGAGCAAGCAUUUCCUCCCUCCUUCCCCUCCCGAUCUUUUCUUUGAAAUGCAGGCUAAGUGAUGUCAUUCAAUCUGCGCUGUUUAAUAUAUAUCAAACAAUUUGCAUAUUUUUGUCUUGAUCGCGAAAUAGAAAAAGUGGAACGAAGGGGCAGUGAAAUCAUGAGACUAAGAACCUGGUAAGCCUAAACAGAUUCUUAUAUAAAUAGAAAAGAAGAAAGAGAUACCCAGUUAUGUGAGACCCAUAAAAAGAGGAAUGUACUUAAAUUUAAACGCCUGACAGCUUUGUCUCCAAAGAAGAUUCUAAAAUUUAAGUGUACAGAAAAAAAUAAGAACCUGCCCCUGUUUGGGCAUUUCAACACGCCCUGGAAAAAAGCCCUUAACUUUUCUCGACGAUCUCCAUAAAAGAGAAAAUAGAGGUUGUGUGAGCAGGCUAAUGCUAAUUCAUGAUAGCUGGGGAGAAAACAAGAUAAUAUAUAAUGAGGAGGUCACGCCCUUCCGCCAGUACUCCAUUGAUUUCCUGUUAGACUGAGCUACACGCUGGCCUACUCAACCAAUCACAACGGACAUCAAAAGGAAAUGGUUCUACAGUCUGUAAAGUCACACUUUAUACACAAGUGUGAUGUAAGGACGCCAUUGUUUCCAAAAGCAAGAUGUAUAGUUGGCCAGUAUAUAUUCUCGCAUUGUCAUUUGGUUGAGCUUUUCAAGGUCUGACAUCGUUGAAGAUUUUCACGGAGGAAUGUUUGUCCCUUUUUUUUGUUGCUUGUUGUUUAACACAAUAUGGUGUUAUGUUGAAGUAACAGGUAAGAAAAGAUUCCAUUCUGGAAUAACUGCGUAAUUUGUCGAUUCUACCGUCAUAUUCUUGAGAUACUAUUUAGUACUUUUAAGCGAGGACUUUCUAUUGUGUUAUUGUUGUACUUUUCGAAAGGGCUUCCAUGGUUCCAAAGACAUAUUUUCAGAACCUGAGCUUACUCAUACUCAAAAGGAACACUCUCAAUCAACUGAAGAACCGCGUGAGUCCGGAACAUAAAUCAUUCAGUUGUUUGGCAAACAUCAUUUAUACAGACGUUUUUCAAAUUACAACCGAUGAGUGUUACAUACAUUACUAUUACUAAAACUCUCUCCUCCAACAAAAGCUCCCACUUCUAUUGUGAAAGAAUAUCAGAAAGACGUCUCCGUGGAGGGAAGAGGUGGUAGACUGUAAUAAUUCAAGUAUAGCGUUCAUGCAGUGUUAAUGCUUGCCUCCUGAGACAAUACGGGCUAUGUUCUCGUUUUAGUAAUGUACUAAGGAAGAUUUGGCAUACCGUAUAUAAAAUUCAAAGACGAGAAAUCCUUGAAUUUUAGGCAGGGAAAUAUGAGGCGAGAAAACCGCAAAUAUCUUAUAAAAACUCCCACAAAAGGUUUCUGUUGAAAAUAUUUUGCGGUGAAAUUUCUCCCCGGAAACUGAUUUUUUUGUACAACAAAUAUUUUUCCGUCUUGUUGUUUUAUAUGAAAACUGGAUGUGUGCCAGUGCGGACAAAAAUAAUAUAAAUUUCGCUCUGAAAAGAGCUUUGACACUGGCGACCAGGCUUCCGGUAAUCUAAAGCCAUGGAUGUUAUUUUGAGCGAUUAUUAAGGUGGGGAUGGGAAUUUUCGAGCUGCAUGAAGUUUUUGCGCUAUAAAUUUCUUUCGGUCUUAUUUCUUCUCAGAAAGUUUUCCUUUGCAUGAUAAUGGUCCAUCCGUUGGGUGAUAACGUUCAAUCCUGGUUACCAUGUUGAAUAAAAAAGUGUUAAAACCAUAAAUCUUUCACAAAUUAUAACUUGCAAACGUAAGCGGAUGAUAAAGUGGAUUGUAUCAAAACCCUAACCGCUCUUGACCUUUUUAAGCUGAGUGCCUUAUAAUCAUCGGUAAAAAAACUAACUCGUUAUAGAAUGAAAAAGAAAUUCAAUUGCUUCAAGAAACGUUAACCAAGUACAGAAUGAAGAAUUUCAAAUUCGCUCCGACGCCAACAAAAGUGACGAUUUCUGUAAGACCAACUUUAAACUGAAAAGUGGUGCUGAGACUGCUGAGAUCAGUACCUAGUUAACCCGGCCUUAAAACAGUCGAAUAAUACUGUCUUACGGCCUUACGGCCAAUUACUUAAUACUUACGGCUACCUCCCUACAUCGGCCACUUUUCUGGCGCGGACAGUUCAUUUAUAUUGACUCUUGUUUAAUCCUCUCUACAUUAACCACCUCUCUAUAACGGCCACUUUCGUCUGUCCUUGAGCUAACCGUUGUGGAGAAGUUAAACUGCAAUCAACACAAUCCAUAGAGCCAAUCAGCUUCCAGAUGACACAACCUGCUUUGUACCUUGUUUUGUUUUGUCAUUUUUUAAUGUGAUAUUGCCAGGUCAGAAUCACACAUCUACUUUACUCACGUUUUUCCGUUCCAUUUGUCUCAAAUAUUUCCUGAAAAUAGUAUAUAACUUGACUAAUUUUAAUUUGCUACAUUUUAAUAAUUUCACUUCCCCUAACGGCAUUAACCUGUGCGAUCAGGCGAUCGCCAGCGUGCCUUUGAUUUUGUUUCGACCAAAAUAUUUAUAAACUUUGAUACUAAAAUAAAAACCCUAACAUUGAUGCUAAAGGAUGUCGUUUUUAUGAUAAACAUCGCGUGCAAAUCGAGCGCUGACGCCGUGACAACGUGGCCGGGGACUAACGUUUUUUAGCCGUGCACUGAGAUUUGAGACCGGACCUCUGGAGCCAGGCUGUUAAACAAACAUAGUGACGGCAAAAUUAAAAUUAAACAUAAUUCAAGUAUCAUUAUCAGUCAUCUUUUAUUUCUUUUUAAAGAGAUUUGGUGAGGUAAGCAUGAAAAACGAGAAAGACAGAAAGGAAACGUGCAAAAAUCACGUGAUGCGGUUUCUUGCAUGUUUCGGUUGCCCUAAUUAAUUUGAUUUUUAUUUCUUAUUAAUGAUUUUAUGCUAACUUGAUUUACGGCAACAUUUGAUAGGAAGUAUUAGAGCAUAUACGAUUCAUUUGACUUUUUAACUGUGUUACAUUUUUCCCGCCAUUCUCUUAGAAAGUCCCGUAUGGCCCUCGGGCUCAUACGCCCUUCCAAUGACGGAUACGGGAUGUCCCGAAGAUAAAAAGUUUUCCUGGUAUACGGGACUUCGAAUUGAGGAACUAGAAAAUAAUCAGAACGGAAACAAGCAUUCAGCAAGUAUCCACUCGAUGUCAAAGAUAGAAACAUCUUAUAUAAAACGUUAUUUCUGUGUUAAAAAUGAUACUGAGACAGAUGAAAGCCGGCCCAAGUGGCCUGAUGGGACAUACUGUAUCUAUAAAAAGGGAUAUUUUUGUCCACAAGGAUUUCAUGAGGGAUAUGUCCUCUGGGAUGAUAACAACGGCAUAAACGGGACUAAUAGCAAUACCAGGAAAGGGUUACUUCCUGAGGGAGUCUACAAUCAAGAUACCCUGAUAUAUUUCUGCUGUAAGAAAACUGGAUCUGCCAUGAAGAGAAUAUCACUUCCAGUCAAUACACCAUUUUAUUUGCUGGCAUUUGAGGCGGCCACCUGUCAAGAGGUCGAGGGCGCUGUUUAUUCACUGGAGUAUAUUGUUUUUGAUACUGAAGAUACUAAUAACCAAGAUGCUCGGUUUUACCCUUAUCCUUAUGCAGCUCAUCGAAGAGAUCCCACAAUUUACUACUGCUACUAUAGAGGUGAGUUUUUUAAUGAGAAGAGCUGAGUUCUACUUUACGAGCUUUUUCGUUUUGGGUUUUUUGCCCUAAGCUGUAAUUAUCAAUAACCUAACAUGUACUUAUUAGAGAGGGGGAGGGGGGGGAGUACUUGGGUUAAUUUUAGCUUGAUAUGUGCCGCUGGCCUCUGGCCUCUCCCCUACCCCAUUAUAGUCUACUCUGUGGCCAAUUAUAGACCCCAUCUUAGUCACUUGGGCAAAUAUGUAAUUUUCGCGAUCCCAACUUAGUCACUUUCUAUUUAUAUUUAUAUAUCUACCUUAUCAAUGUUUUAAAUAGGUCAUCCUAAAAUGAAUUGACCCAUUUUUUAAAUUGAAUGAAGAACACUUUACCUUUCACCUGCAGUACAAAGAUUCUGGUACGUUUGCUAAACGUAAAUAUGAAGAUUUUUCUUACCCAAAAAUCCGAAAAUGUGCGACUCCAUUAUAGUCAAUCCAUUUGUGAAAAGGCGACCCACAUCCAGCGGCACAUCCCCAUUAGCCUCUUUUAAGGAAGUACCCCCCCCCAACCGGAGCUCCUCAGGCUUUGUUCCGAUCGCUGACUGAACAAGCCCUAUAGUUUUCCGUAUUGAAAGGUUCCUCUUAUGUAAGGUUCGAGGUCCAAUCUCAACCCUAUGACUCCAGAGCACUCGCACAAAAAUUCGUUAGACGUUAGUACCUAUGUAUGUUUUUAUGCUGAUACCGAUCACCACUGAGAAGACCUUAUUGAAGUUGCUCUGGACCGGAGGGGAUCUAAAAUGUACAACAUACAACUUCCAACGCAACAAUUCUUGGCACCAAAUCCGUGCACUUAACAAAAGUGUUCAAAAAAAUGGUGGAUUUUGGGCUUAGUAAGUUUUUUCUUCCUCAGAAUGUAAAUGGCAUUUGGGUCAGUCAAGGGGAACAUUUGCCUCGCCAUAUUUCCCCGACAACUAUCACGACUAUCAAGACUGUCAAUGGAACAUUACGGUACUCAAAGGUCGUGUGAUAAGGUUAAAAUUCGACGUUUUUGAGCUGGAGUCCACCCCCUUCUCUUGCGGAGGUGGUCAGUGCAGUUGUGACUACGUGGAAGUCAAAGAAGAGUCCACCCUUGGUGACACGACAGUUCUUGGUAGAUACUGCAUGAUGGCUACACCACCCAAUAUUAUAGAGUCAUCGACAAACAGACUGAUCGUGACGUUUCACUCAGAUCACGCAAUAUCAGCGAAAGGGUUCAAUGCAUCGUAUACGACAAUAGCAUCGAUCACAGGUAACAGCUUACAUUUAAUUACUGAGAUCUCCCAGCGCACUUAUGCUCGUACCGUACCUACCGGCCGUGCAGGGGGUGCGUGGGCGCUUAGCAAAUGGUUAUGCAUACAAGGCGCGAGAUAGGAAUUUUGUGAAGCAUUUAAAAAUCUUUUUCGAGUAAGGGUAACCUAGUCUUCAACGACAACAAUCAAAAAUAGUUUGUAUAGUUUUCUCAUGGUGGGUAAUCCAAAAAAUUCCGGGUUCCUGCAUUAUUCCUGUUUAAGCUUAUUGCCAUUUUAAAAACAGGAACACAGAAUUUAUUUUGAUGAAAUCAUAUUUCAAUAUAUAGAUAUUUUCCGCUUUAUCUCGCUCUGACAAUAUGAUUAUUUGGGAAGAAGGCAGAACACAGAAUGUUACCUUUUCUUUAGAAAAAACAAAUGUUGUCUUUAAUUCAAAUUCCAUUUCUGUGCAAUUAAGAUAGUAAUACAAGGAUGUCCAGGACACCUUCUUCAUCAGCUGUAAUGAGCAUGCGUAGCUCAAGCAGAAGGUGGGUGAAGGGAGUCUUUACAACAGGAACUGAAGAAGCACCAACCGGAUACAAAACAACGGGUAGAGCGCGAAACAACGUUACUAUAGCAACAAAAAGUCUGUUCACCCGUGGAUCUUUUAACCAAAGUGAGAGGACAAUAACGUACAGAUUAAAUAUGAGCAGUAUUACACCUAGUGAUCCAUCCCAACUAUCACAAGAUAAUACUCCUGUAACUUUUAACGUCCCAUCGUCUCAUGAAAGGAAAGGACUUACGCCGCCCACGAAUCCAACCCGAACAGAAAGGAAGUCAAAAGAAGUGACUCAUCGUUAUGUAGGACAGUCAUCCCGGUUGUCGAAACCACCUCGAAACAGCAUAGGCCUGCCGUUAAAGUACUUCCUCGUCAUUAUCAUAUCAUUGGUUUUAUUAGUUCUUGGACUAGCGUGUUUGGUCUUCAAGCUUUGUAAAAGACGGUGAGCUAACCUGUUUUUUAUUUUUGUCGAUAGUCGAAAUGUGAAUCUUUGCUGUUUUUACUGUGGUGUUUUUUACUUGUAAGACUCGUGAGACAUUAGAGCAUCAGUGUUGACAACGUAUUUUCUGGCAUCCCGCUGAAUAGAGAAGUUUUCCCCUUUCUAAAAUUUACAUGCGAAAUAAAGCGUUACCUCUAUAAUUGUACAUUUCUGAUAAGAACCCUGUCAGUAUGACUGUAAAACAAAUUAUUCUUUUAACUUUAGGAAUAUUUCUUGUAUGAACUGUCUCGAUCAAAGUAGCCCUUUUAACUGGGUGACCGACAGUAGUGUGAGAAAUACCAGAGGUUCCUCUGUUCCUACAUCUCCGAUCAGCAUUUAUGGAGACAGGUAUUGGAUUAUUUACUUUUUAAAAGACCACACUUUCUCCUAGGUUCCUUCACGCAUUAUUCCAUUGUUAAACAACGUAAGGAAUUAUAAUUAUGCAUUCUGUCAAUCGCCCCAUGUCCUCCACGCUUUUACCUUCACUGAUAAUGUAAAUCACUUUCUGAGGUAUUUUAGUUUAUUGUCAGUGUUGGUAUUAACUUCUGGGGAAAGAAAACGUAGGGAUCCAAAACUGUCCUGGAUUCUAGAUUCCACUUUUUAGAUUCCGGAGGUCGUCAGGUCUGGACGUGACGCCAGGUACUGGAAUUCAGAUUCCUUGUCAGUUGAACUUGGAUUCCAGAUUCCAAUCGUUAGCGAAAUUCCGAUUCGUCCUGAGCUGUAAUCCAAGACAAUCUUGAAUUCUAAAUUCUGGAUUCCACCAUGUGGAUUAUAGAUUCCACUGGAUUACGCAUUCCUUGUCAGUGGAACUUGAAUUCCAGAUUCAUUUCAAAGCCCAGGAUUUCGGGUUCCACGAGCAAAAAUGUCUCGGAUUCAAGAAUCUGGAUUUCCUUACAUAUGCCGAUAUCAACUUGUUUUUUUUCAAUUUUUGUUUUGCACUUCAUCAUGAUAAUCAUUGUUUACAGCUUAUCCUAAAUAACUGCCAAAGGAAGUGCCUCAUUAUCAGAGUUAAAACCAACAUUAAGACUUACCUUUUCAAACAUACUUACGAGGACUAGUAUAUAGUAGUAGUAUAUAAAUUAUCAAGUAGUAGUAGCAGUAGUAGUAGUAGUAGUAGUAGUAGUAGUAGUAGUAGUAGUAGUAGUAGUAGUAGUAGUAGUAGUAGUAGUAGUAGUAGUAGUAGUAUAUAGAUUAUCUAAUCAUAUAUCUUCUGGAUGUUAUCGUUUUAAUUUUUAGGGAUCUAGUUUUUAGUACAACUAGUAGGAUUUUUAUCGUAACUUUAGUGUCAUUCAGAUCAGGCAUUCUUAUCAUUGACGUAAUUUUUUUUAUUCAUUUUUAAUUCAUAAUUAAUUCAUUCGUUAUAUUUUAUUAUCGUUCGAUGUAAGUUUUUAAUGCAUUAUUUUUCUUUUUAUGAACUCUGUAAAGCGCUUUUUAAGUUCUCGGAAACAGCGCUAUAUAAAUAAAGUUUACUAUUAUUAUUAAAAAUUUAAUACUAACCUUUUCGCACACGAAUACAACGCAGAGAAGCGGAUAAUAAAAUCUAUUUGUGCAUUUACCUUUUACAGUGAAAUGGAAGAAUUUUUCCCGCUGGGAAACAAGUUAAUCGACAAUCCCCUAUACCAUAAGAGGUACUCAUUUCGUUAUUCGCUUAUCAAUGCUAAAACUCUGAUGCAAAGUCGGACAAACUUACAGAAGGAAGAUGGCCAAUACUUUAGACUGCUAUGUGAAAUUUAAUCAGCUGACAGUGUGUGUUAACAUGAAAUUUUGUCUUUUGGUCGGAAAAUUGGAACCUUGUUCUUUUUUUCUUUCUUUCUUUUUGACUAUUAAAUUACAAUAUCAUUAUUGUAACAUUGAAUUUUAUUAGUCACUUAUGAUAAUGAUAAUGAUACUAAUAACAGUGCCAUGUGCUAUUUUAUUAUCUGCUCAAGAAGUGUGAAGAACGACUGUAACAGGCUGGACAAUAGCAAAAUGGAAGAUAGUGCAGGUCCUCUUUGUGAAAGGAGGUAAGGGCAAAGGUGGAGAACUGGGGAUAAAUUAAUAAUUACUGAUAAAAUAUUUUGUUAAGGUUAGCGUUACAUCAUAAAUGUGAACAGUGACAAAUCCAACAUUAUUUGACAGCUACGACAAACCAACUGACCCGCACGAUCUUCAAAUAUUUCGAAAAGGCUUUACUCAUUGCAUGAUAGUAAUAUUGUGAUUUAUUUUCUUCAGUGAACUGCUGAUAGAUCAUGGUCAGUUGACAACUAACAACCUUUUAUAUGAGAGGUGAGUAUAAGCCCAUAUAUGUAGCAUGUUGAUUGAAGACAAUACUGUAAUUCACACAAGUUCAUGUCAUUAAUUGAUCAUUUAUAUGUUUUAUUUUUGUAUUUCAGUUACGUCGAUGGUUCGAACGCCAAAGAGGCAAGAACAGAAAAUCCUCUUUAUGAAUAGUCAAUCGUUUCCAAAAAAUGCUGUAUCAAGAAAAGGAGAAAUAAACGUUUCCCACAAAUUGAAUAAUCCUUAAAAUUAUUUUAAAAAAGGCGAUAAUCUGAAAAGUUAGCCUCCCUUGAAACCCCUUAAAGAGCCUUUAACGUGCUACAGCGGUGCAAUCACAGUUUUGGUUUUAGGAUUUUCUGGACCUCGGUCUCCGAAACCUGCCUUGUCUUUGGUUAGGUCUCCCUGCUUUCUGUUACCGGCAGGACGCGUGUUAUCUUGGAGGUUUUAGUUGCCGGACUUAAGAGACUGGAAUGAAUACUCCAAACUGGCAUGUUGGAUACCUCGUAACCAGAAAUAAGUGAAUCGCAGGACUUCGCGAAGGAAUUCGGGGCAACGGCAAGAAGUUGAAAGGAAAAUAAGGCAAUAGGGAAGCUGAAAAUUUAUAAAUUUAAAAAACUUAAGCGAUAUAAAGAAACAAAACAAAACUGCGAUAACUAAAAGAGAGCUGAAAGAAAAGAAAAAGAAAAAAGAAGAGAAGGUAAAAAGAAAAACAGGUACUACCCGAACUCGAGGCCUUCUACGCGACGGGCCGUAUCGUUUCCACUAGGCCUCGUGAAACACGCUGGAGAAACUUCGAAAAUAUUUUAGUAAGAACUUCCGCAAGCGCGACCUGUAUAAACAUGAAUUCUAAGGUACUUUUCAGAACAACAACUGCUCAGUGUUUUGACAGUGAAAACCCAUCGUAAACGCAUUUCAUCGCAUCUAAAGAACGGAUGCCCGACUAAGCCGAUACGGUAUAAACUCGUCUGCGAGCAAAAUGUGUUUUGUUACUGAACUCGAUUUUCGAUUUUCUCGAUUUUCAUGUGCAUGAUUUUGGAGUAUCCAUUCUAGGCACAACCCUUGAUAGACGCCUCUCUCCUGAAAUAUGCUUGGCAUUCUUGCUACGAUACGCUGCGUGGAUUUGUGAAAAAAAAAAAUAACCAGGGUGAUGAUUAAGUUUGUUCUGAGGUCGAAAUGUGUCGCUUAAUAAUCCCUGCCUUGUGACCAGAACUCUCCAGCACAUUAUGCUUGUUUUCUUUCAUUAACCUCGUCCCCCGCGAGCCUCCGAUGCCCCAUGCCAUUAAUUUAAAGGUGUUUUUGGGCCCAACCUCUGUUUAACAGUGAAUGCACUGCGUUAAUUAUUGAACAGACGAAAAAUCUCCGCAAAGGUGUGCAGCAUGGAACGCAUAGAUGUAUGGUAAAAGUCAUGCAUGUGGAUAUUGACGAUAUUUAGCUAUUCGUUCUUAAAGACACAACCAAAAGCGCGCAAGCAAUCCGUACGUGAACUCUGUAGGACUGAAGGAGUAGCUAUCCACCGUAUUUUAAAAAAAACGUAAAUCGAGUACAUGAACUGUACAGUGAAAAUCUCUUUCUCCCAAUACGAACCACUUAAUGUUCCUGAGUGAAACUCGUACAGUGUGAAACUUUAUCUUACAGAGGUUUACGAAACUGCCGUAAGUAUCAUCACUAGCUUGUAAAAAUACCGGGUUGAACACUUAGAUGUUUUUACUCUAAACCUUAAUCUGACAAUCGGAUUGCAAAUAAAAAUACAAACAUGACGGACAAACAAAUGACAAAACGGCUUAGCAUGACAAGACAGGCCUGACCAAUUUGGUUGAUUCACUAAACUGUGAUGCAAUACACUUGCGAUAAAUAAAUACUUCGCUUGUAGGCUUAAUUCGCUAUGCUCGUUGGGUUUCUUUCCAGUCAGAAAAAACCCGGCUGCCGCAUAAUGUUUUACGAGUUUAAGAGUAUUUACAGUGCUACUAGAUGCUACCCGAUUUUAGCAAUGGUGAUCGUUAGCUGUUUAUCUACAGAAGGUAAGCUUCACUUCAAUGCAUAGCGUCUUCUUUUUAACUGCUUAUAAUCAGUUACACCGUAAAUACACCAUAUUGAAUCCCAUUACAAUUUCAGUUAUGAAGCUUUCAGUAGUCGACGGAUAUCUCGCCUCACUGAACAUCUAAUGUAAUAAAAUAGGCCGCUUCAUGUUUUUCUCUCCGGUUCAAUGAGAUGCGGAUUUGGCAACUGAAUAGUAAUUAUGAACUUGGCUCUUUUUAGUAAUGCGAGAUAUAGAAUAUCAUUCAUAACUACAAUGAAAAAGAGCGUUGGGGUUUUCAAAUAUCAAAGAGUUUUUAAUCGGAACAAUACUGGGACCCGUACUGGGAUGCUUGGUUGUUUUUUUCUUAUGGGUAACCGAACAGUAUUUUGGGAAACUGUCAAUAAAAUAGUUGCGCAGUUUUGAGGCAAAUGUUAAAUAGUAGAACAACUUAAACAGCAAUUGAAUCUCGAUUUACAUGGCCGAGCUCGAGGAAUUACAUUCGGAAAGAUGUCCUCAAAUACAGUGGAACCCUGUUGAUACGGUCAACAAAUUUGGCCGUAUUAACGGGGUGGCCGUAUUACCGGGGCAGGGUCAAAUUUCAGAUACACCAUACAUCCCACUCACAUUUCGUGUACAACUGUGUUCUCAUUACUGUGCUUUUCAAAAAAAGGCGAAUUCAAAAGCCGCCUUCGCAAUUGCGUUUUUCGCUGCCGUGAAUCCUAAUUACGAUCACAAGCAACGAACUUUGACACACGGAAACACACUAAACGGAGCGAAAUCCACCAAUCACAAAUCACAAACCAUCAGACCUUUUGAACCCGUUGAAGUAAACUACUGUUAUCUUAGAGGUCCGCUAAGAUGUAGACGGCAGCAAAAAACGCAAACGUCAGUUUUGGCUUUUGAACUUCAGAAUUCGUGUGAUUUUGAAAAGCGCAGUUGUAAUAAACAACAGGAAAGUAGAUAUUGCGUACCGUAUUUGUACAAACUACUUGAAACUCUCCUUGACUGACACAAAACACUCUUAAAAAUCGGUGGCAUUAGACCGCCACAAAUGCAUUGAAAGUGACCAUUGGCCUAAAAACAGUAUAAAACCAAGCUCAGCUUACUAGGUCAAUGAAAUUAACAAAUCACGGGCUUUUUUUAAAUUUUCGAAAUGUCUGACGAGAGGUCGUAUUAACGGGGUGACAUUGUAAAAGAUUAAAAUGUUUGAGAUUUUAAAACGUGGCUGUUGGCCGUAUUAACGGGUGAUGUUAACGAGGGUUUUUAUAAAAAAAUUUUUGUCUGUUUUGUCGGGCCAAAAAAAGUGGCCGUAAGGCGGGGUUCCACUACAUUAAUUUUUAUAGAAUAAAGGAUUGUAGCGUUCUGGUUAAUUUUAAAUAGGCAUUGCUUGUUUUCUAUAGUGCAGUAUACUCACCGAUGGCCCAUGCGUAAUAUAAUUUUUGCAGUCAUAUGUUGAGUUCAUCGAUAUAUCCAGUACUGGAAAUCACUUUUUAAUCUGCCUCCUAUACGUCACCAAGAUUAUUUUAUGUAAGUGUCACGGCAGAUUGUCCGUUAGUCCGGUUCUUCAAAGUAUAACUUAACAGUCAAAUAUCAGUCAGCUGAACUGCGGCCGUAUGCCCCUUGUAUUAAGGCCAGAUAAUUCCGGAAUCUGUAAAAAAAUUUUUGGCUUGUGUUAAUAUCAGGUAUGUUCGUGCUAAAACGUUUCUCUGUUUAGGCUUCAGCCAUGCAGUGCAAUGGCCGUCAGGAAAAUAUGGUCUCCCCAUGUCUACAUCAGGCUGCCCUAAAGCCGAUGGUUUCUCAUGGGACACAGGAUACAUUUAUCAGGACCUAGAAGUCAACACGACAACUUCUCCAAGUUUUCACCUCCAAGCUAAAGUCAUGAGUUCAGGUGACGUCUUAAGGAACUUUUGUGUGAAAACCAACAAGUCUAGUGAUUUAGGAAGACCAGUGUGGCCUUAUGGUAACUACUGUAUGUACAUGAAAGGCAACAGCUGCCCUUUUGGCCUAUCUGAGGGAUGGGUGCUGUGGGACGACGACAAUGGCAUAACUGGAAACAAUCUGAAUCAUCAGGGAGGCACUUUUCCAAAAGGAAAAUUUGGUCAAGAUACAAAAAUAUUCUUUUGCUGCCAAGAUUAUGGGUCCGUUAAUAACCCCAUAGAGCUACCCAUAGACACGCCUUUCUAUCUGAUUGCGUAUAACGGCAAGCGGUGUCAGGAAGUUCUCAAGACUAUACACACCAUUGAGUUUAUAGUUUAUGACACGGAGGAUGAUAUCAAUCAUAACUCACAGGCAUGGCCGUAUCCCUUUGGCGCCGAUCGUUACCAGCCUUAUAUUUACUAUUGCUACUACACAGGUAAGGAAUUCAAAGAGGCAUUCAUGGCCUUAUAACCGUCAGUUUCAAGAGAUUUCCCCAAGUUUUUCAUUAUUAAUUAAUCCAAUAUGAUUUCAAGGCUAACUCUAUGGUUUUGCCCACACCUGAAGAAAUUUUGGUGAGGCGAAUAUUUUUAUAUUAGGAGUACAUCUAGUUUUCCCCAGUACAUAUAUCGGAGGAGAUAACGAGCAAAACCAAAGGAGACAAUUCUAACGUUGUAUGGCUUCCCGUAUUUCGUUGACUGUUUUACAUUCGCUUUUCACUUAUAAUAACUAGAGAAUGGAAUUUAUCAUUCUGGAUCGUUCCUUCCCAUCAUGAAAGUGGUGAUGAUAAUAAUAUUACACUGAAUUAUCAUCAUCAUCAUCAUAGUAAUAGUAAUAGUAAUAAUAAUAAUGAUAAUAAUACUAAUAAUAAUAGCAAAAGAUGAUGAUAAUGAUGAUAAUGAUUGUUAGUUGAAAAUUAUACCAUGGCGAUAUCGAAACAUUGUCUUGAAAAUUUUCCUAUUUCUUGUAAAAUUAUAAUUAUUAUCAAAUGAAAUAACCCCAUUGUUGCAUACGCUACAAAAAGUACAUUGAAUACUUUUUCUUUUCAGCGUGUAGAUGGACAAUAACAGCCUUAAGCGGUACAUUCUCAAGUCCUAACUAUCCGCUUCGAUACAAAAACAACGCAUGGUGCGAAUGGUUGAUUAAAGUCCCACUGAACUAUAACAUUUCAUUGAAAUUUGAUGAUUUCUAUCUAGAGACGGCUAGCUCUUGCAUGACUGCAAGUUGUGACUGUGACUUUGUGGAAGUUCGCGAGACUUUUAAAAACGGAACGUCAGUUCUUAUUGGUAAAUACUGCAUGGGGAUAUUUUACCCCUACGGUAACAUCACUUCCCAAGGGAAUAGUUUGAUGAUUGUAUUCCGUUCAGAUAAGACUGUAACAGCUAAGGGAUUUAAAGCCAGUUAUCAAGUCAUUCCGCAUAUCACUGGUAAGUUUCGAUAAAAAUUGUAAUCCGUUCAGAGUAAAAAAAACUUAUCUUUUAUUACAAAAGGAAAAAAAUUCCGCUGCUGAUUGCUGAUUUCUGAUUGAUUGCCGGUUAAGGUUUUAUAUUCACUAAUAUCGAUUACAAACGCUUGUUGUCUUAUCGAGUGGCUAUGCGACGUUUUUACGAAAUUGGCAGUGGUCAGGGCAAAUAAACAAACGGCAUGAAUUUCUUUAUACGAACUGGUGUGACCUCACUCUACCUUAGCCACUUCUUUUUGUUUGUUUGUUUUGUUGCUGUUGUUGUUGUUCAGUUGUUUUUUUCUCCUCUGGGCUUUUGCGCCAGUCAAGUUUUAUUGAUAUUUUUUCGAUUGAGUUACAAAAAUCAACUAGGACUAGAUUUCUAUGAUCUUCGCCCAAAAUUGGUAUCACAUUGCACCCCUAUCUUUAAAGGCCACCUACUUCUUUUCUGAAGGAGGUCAUUGGAGAGAGGUUCAACUGUAAAGAAUUAUUAGUCUUAUGAGGCAGCAAAAGAUUAAGUUACUUUCAAUUAUAUCGUUUUACAGCACCUACCACCUUUAGCAGCACUGCAAGUACAUCAACGGGAACCAACAGCCCCAAUAGCCACACCUCCGCCAUUUUGUCCAGCACUACUGGUAUCAAAUGGACGAAAACUACACUGCCAAGCAACAAAACAACAAGGACAUGCAUCCGAAAGCGGGAAAUACUCGACCAGAGCAACAAUGCCUUUCAGCAAACAAAGCACGAGUAAGUGAGUUUGUAAAGCCUUCAUUUUCUCGUGAGCCAACUUCCUUUAUAAAAUAACACCUUAGAAGCUAUGAUAUUGCUGCGAUUUGAUGUCGGAUUGCGUACGAAGAGAGAACAAAGAAACAAAUAUCGUACUGAAAAAUUUGAUAAACUUUCAAUUUCUUUGUUAAAAUUUUCCAAAUGUUCUGUUACAGGGAAAUACUGAUUACUCAUUUAAUAGGCAGGAGUCCAAUCAUGCCACCUUUUUUUUAAAUCUCCCAACAGCUAUACUAAAUUGGAGUCUUUUCUGCAGACAUGGUAUUUGACAGUUAUCUUACUUCAAUUGCAUUCAAUAGGACCAAAACAUAAGGAAGACAAAAACAUGAAAAAAGUGAAGAUGAAAUGUUUAAUCAUGAUUAUACCCGCCAUUUGAAUUGUGGGAAGGGACCAUCGACUAUGGUUUGAAAGGUUUUUCAUGUGAAGAGCGAUCGAGAGAUAACGAAAAAGAAAACAAUCAAGAAUAUAGAAUGUGAAAAUCAUUUACUAGACCUGCGGGACGAAGAAAUAGUUAAUAGUUAAUCAUGGGUGUGGCUGUGUCACGAUCAGGAAACGAUAUUAAGUAAUUCAACUUUCCAUACCAUUGAAAGUAUUUGUCUUGUUAUUUUACGCCGGAUUUAUACUUCUUGCGUAGUCAGUGCCACGUCGUUAGCUUCCUCUUCCACGACUGAUGAACAGACAACAGCAAUCAUGAAUAGUGAGCCUUCCAAGGAAUCCCCCAAAACGAAUGAAGCAACCUCGGCGGAAACGUUUAAACCAACAGACAGUGUGACGGAGCCAGGUGGUGAUCACUCUAGUAAGGAUAAUUCAGGCACAAAAAAUGUCCUCAUCAUUGCUGCUGUUACAGCCUCCUUGAUUGCAGUCGCCAUUUCAGUGACGGUUUUAGUUGUUUUUCUCUGUAGGAAAAGGUAAAAAAAAAAUUACUUGAAAGUUUCAAUUUUUUUUAGCGUUACUAAUAAAUGAUCACCGUGCCUUUGUUUUUAAAAGACGAAGGAUUAGUUUUGACUUUUUUAUGGAGCCGCAUCAUUUUUAUCGUAGCCAUUUUUAGUUUAUUAUAAGUUAUUGUGUCAAAGUUUUAAUCUAUAUUUUUUUAUCAAUAUGUACCUUUCUAUAAAUAUAUUCCAUUGGUUAGUUGGUUAUACACUAUUUGGUUAUACACCUAGGAGACUGAAAGGAAGUGAUGUGGACCAAGCUAGACUGACAGUUAACUUUACAGCUGCAGAAAAAAGUAACGGGAUCCCAGAUAUUAUCCCAUCGAGUAUGUACGCUGGAAGGUAAGAAUUAUGCGGUAAAUUUUUGUAUUACGUCUAUUUUUCGAAUGUUUUAUUGCAGCUGAUGACCCACAGGCAACGACUGGACAUGACUUUAUUCAUCAAUAGACAAUCGUUCAAAGUUUUGAAAGCGUUUUCCUUUUAUAUUGAAACAAAUCUUUCCUUUUCAGCGCUCCCAGUGAACGAAUCGAUGAUGAGCGCUACGUUGAACUGCAAGACGUGAAUAUGCUGUUGCGUGUAAGCAGGUAGGGUUGAAAAAAUAAAUAUAACAUUUACGAAACCUGCCCUUGCAACUUUGGGUUCAUGGAACUACAUUAUAAACCUGGCGUGCAUGGGCAACUUUUUUUUAUAUAUCUUAGUUUAUACCACUGUUCAGUAAGAGCAGAGGCGGGUAUUCUUGCGGAUAAGUUCGUAGGCCCCCUUUCAAAGCAGUUUUGUAACAUACUGAGUAUACCUACAUUUUUUUAAAUAAGGGUUUAUAUCGAUCCUUAUUUCAUUUUAUUUAAUCCCACAUAUUAAUUAUAUCUUUCCCAUGUCUUAUUGAAUAUUAUUUUUAGGAGAAUUAUCGUAGUUGUGCAGUGUAUUGUACAUGUGCACGUAAUUUAGUUCACUUUUAUUUUUUUAUCACACGACUCCAAAAGGUUGUUAUUUUGCUUUCAAAAUUUUUUUGAAGUGUUUAAAUUAAGGAUAUCCAGACGAUGAUGAUGACGAAAGCAUAUAAAUUUAUCUUUUGUUUCUACGUAUUAUAAGUUUUAUCCCAGUUUCAGGUGUGAAAAAGAAAAUAAUAUUUCGUAUCGUGCAUUAAGUUCAGAGCAUGGAAGCCAUUUUCAUGCAUCAAGUGUGAGUCUAUGAUCUGGGCUAAGAGAAGAAUACAAGGAGAUUCAUUGAAAGUUAGUUAGCUAUGUUAGGAACUUCAUGACGUACAAAGUAUUUACCAUGACACCAUCUCACAUGACCUACCCUGGGUUCCAGAGACUUUUCUAGCGCGGUUUCCGGUUUCUGUCAAGUCUUUCGCCGCUCGUGGCUUCGGCCUACGGCCGAAGAGGUGUCGGCCUUCGGCCAACACCGAAAAUUCCCGCCGCACGCGAGAAAAACCUCUGGUACCCAGGGUACACAUGACCAUUCAUAAUGGCCAAAAUUUUACGAAAUUAACUUUUACUUUUAUUUUUCAGCAUCGAGACAAUUCAAGAUAAUAACAAUGUUUUGUAUGAAAGGUAAGAAACAGUUUCAGUCGGUUCUUUUGACAUUUCUUACAUAUUUUUUGUUCUAAUUGAAGCACACCCUCUUUGAUCUGUUACUGCUCACAGUUGAAGCAGUUGAUCUUGACAUUUUUUUUGUUCCCCCCUCCCCCACUUCUGAGGUUUUUAUGAGUGUUUUUUUUCCUGGACGAUAAAACAUCAGCACCUGACGAUUUCAGUAGCUUUUCGCUUAUCCUUCACCCACAUUUUGAGACAAGUUUAGUGAUGGACAGUCACUAUGGUUACGACAUAUGACGUCAUAAGUAUCAGGUGGUCAAGUCAUUUUUGAGUGAAAAUGCCUGUUUUUUCAACUUCUUUCAACAAUGAAGGUAAAGCUUGUGGAUGAAAUGAAGCAUAGUGCUUAUUUAUGUGUUAUUUUACGUGUUAAGCACAAAAAAUUAUCAUUUCUCGCGGUUUUACCCUUUUUUCUAAUUCAGUUCAAAGAUGGCGACCAUUCUUUGGUGACGUCGCAGGCCUCCAACAGCGCCCCAACCCAUAAAAUAUACACCUCAUUUUGUUGAGAAGAUCAAAGGCUUUCCACUGAAGGCAAAAUGGUUUCGAGAUACUGCAACAUAUCAAAAAGUCUAGGGAGGGGUUCCAUCAGCCCCCUCUUGUUCUACGGUGGGGAAUUAAUUCGCGUGUACGUCCAAGGGUUAAGACACCUUUUGGCAGUAAGACAUGAUAUUUGUCUUUUAGCGAGUCCCUCGCUCCAACAAGCACCCUGGCCAAUGCUCCACCUUAUGUCUAAUGCUUUUAAUGUGCAAUGUUUUCAGCAUGGACGACUUUGCAAAUUGUAUACCUGAGAGCGCUGAAUCUGAUAAUCCUGUAUACGAGGGGUAGGUUAAUUUUGUAUCUCCAUGACUAAUUGUUAUUAAUAUUUCCUUAUGUUCUCAACCGAUCACUUUAAAAAUCCCAUUAUGGCUUAACGCUAUACAACUAUAUUUUAUUUGAUAUAGAAAGAUCAGUUAUACAUUAAACAUCUAAAUAAAGUCGUACAUAUUUCAGCACUUCACUCAUAAGUGUAAUGUUUUUAGUAUUUUGGCAACACGUACGAGUACUCAUCACAAGCUCUUCACUUCUGUUUUUUUCUAGCAUGGUUUAGCCAAGAAGAGAAAGUACUACCGUAUGGGAUCAGAUGUUUGUUAUGAUGAUUUGAGCAAUGAGGCCAAAAAAAAAACUUAAAUUUAUAUAAUUUAUUCGUUGUAUAGUACUUACAAUAAUACUUUUGUAGACGCUUAAUCUCGGCGUGGCAAGAGUUUCAGCGUGAGUUCGUCGACUCUAGUUCAAAUUUUGCACAAUAUUACUCGAUCAGAAACGCUUGCUACGCAGACUAGUGGACAGUAGAACGGAAAAGAAUCUGUACAAAUUAAUUAUUUUAAUGGAUAGAGGAAUCAGAGAGAGAGGUGCUCGAAAGGGAGGGGACGGGGAUUUCGGCUGCGGGGCGAGGGAAGGGAACACCAUCCCCCUCGCUCAUUCUUCUUCAGGCACCCACCAGCUAAAGGGCAUAAGAAAAGGGUCUAACUCCCACAAGAGAGGCUUGGAAACCUACCACCAACAGGAUAGUCGCCUUAGUUUGGCACACCAAUAUCCUGAAUUCAUGCAAAAUGGUAACCUGAAAUGUCAAUUAUAAAAGAACAAGAAGUAGAGCUAUGCAGUCUUGCGUGAUUUGUGUUUCCGCCAACUUUACAGUCUGAGUGGACUGAUUCGAAAUUGCUCCCCAUCGCGCUUUUUUGCUUUUUGCAAAUCCUUUUUAUGGCAAGGCAGAACAAUUUAUAAUCAGUUCUCAGUUGGCCAAGAGGUUCGACUUUCACGAAAUUUGAAGGCCUCUAAAAAUAGACUCGAAAUAGACCCUUCUACGCUUGUUUUCAACUCUUGAUAAAGAGCACUGCUGGAAUUGAUAUCCAUUUGCGGGCUUGUUUCUGUCACGUUCUAUGCCUACACGGUGGUCUGCCUCUCUGACGAAGGAUAUCAGGGAGGGGAGAUCCAGGAUUUUUCUUAGGACGGGGUGCACCACUAAGAAAUGGCGUAACUGACUGGUGACGUAAACAAAUUUUAAUACAGAAUACCAGUUGUAUUAAAAAGCCGCAGGGCAUCUCGGGUGGGAGGGAUGAGCAACCCCUGCACCCCCCUGGAUCCGCCCCUGGAUAUACAGCUGUCAUGGAACAAAGGAUUUUCCCAUGCACGAGGGUGGCAGGUCUCCCAUAUAAAAGUGACGGAGAUGCUUGUAGUCUGGCCAUAAAAUAGCUAUUGUAGACUCCCUCGCAGCCGUUUUUUGGGGGGAACGUUGCGUGACUUCCCCCCCCCCCCCCAAAAAAAAGGUUCUGUGGGCAAAUGACCCUUUCUUCAUUUGCAUGAAAUACACUGUUCACGUCCAAACGCUGAUUGAUAGGAAAAUUACUCCUGACAGGUGUGAAAAGUUACCUACAUCACAUUCAUAACUGAAUUAGGAAGUGUGAAGUAUUAUGCAAUUUCUAGCACUUCUACAAAAUAUAUGCUAAUUAAAUCGUCCAUGUACCGAAAUAUCAAUGUGGAAGCGACUAAAAUCGUCGAUAUAAUGCAAAGAGAGAACAUUAUUGGUUAUAAUGUCCUAUAAUGCUGUUAGCCAAAGUAAUUAUUAUCUAUUAACGGCUGGGCGGGAGUCCGGGCUACUCUGGCCAAUAAAAUGAGAUUCAUAUGACCGGGACAUAUGACCCCUGUAUGACCCUUGUUGGAGUGAAUGAAUACUCUGUCAUUGUAUCCAAGUUUCGUUUUGAAUUGACCCCAACUCUGCUAAGCGAACUGCGAGGACAUUCAAAAUCGAUCUGAAUGUUUUAUACCGGUCUUCUUUAUUUACGAACGGAAGUAAAUCUAACAAUUGCCGCAGCAUGCUUGGAUUUGUGAUUUUCUGCUGUUUAACUACGCGAGGUAGGUGCCGCCUUUACAUGAAACAUCGUCUAUCUUGUUUGGGUUUGGGUUAAAAUGCAGCAAUAUCAGCCAAGGGCUCCUUAACCUUAAAAAUAGGCCAUUAAUUCAUUCAACAAUCAUAGUUUGACUAAUUGAGUACGUGUGCGGGUAAAGUACUCACUCUGCCUCUGGGUCUCGACAUGAAAAAAUUAAAAUACGCAAGGUUUGAAUUGGGUGUAUUCGUUAUCACUCGUCUCGUAAGAACAGCUGUUCACGUCUGAAAAGUUAUAUUUUGAGACAGUGUACGAAACGCUAGAGAAGCAUACCUCAUCGAGAGAGGAAAAACUCUUGAACCAUUAGGUAUGAAUAAGAAAGAUGAAAUGUAGUACAUUCUUUAUUUCCUUUGUUUGUGAUCAUUUAUUUAUACUACUAUUUUUACAUUUCAAAUUUCUGUCGUAUCACUACUUCAACGGUUUUUGUUUUCACUUUUUUCUCAUUAAAACUUCACGUGUUAUUAUAGUAUCAUAUUGCACGCUAUUCUUUAUUUCAAAUUGUAACGUCUUAGCGUUAAGAACUUCGUCUAGCCUGCCAAAACAUUCGUUUCUCCUCGCCCUUCGCCGCCGAGGACGUUUCGCGAGUGUCUAGAUUUUGGUCUGAAAUGAGGUUUCAAAACCCCGGGGGUUGGGCUACUCCCCUAUACAGUGGAUUCUCGAUUUUUCGAACCUCCUUGGGAAAAGAAAAUAUGUUCGAGGUUAGAAAAAACCAGGGUAAAAUUACAGCUCUUGACUUGUGAAAGGAAGUUUGAUAGGUUGGCUCGAAUUCGCUCACCGGAAACAGGAAACAAAAGAAUGAAUGUCGAAAGUGGCGGCGGUCACUUCAGAAAUUUUGAGUACUUGUCGCUCGCGAGAGAGUUUUUGACGACAAGGUCGCUUACGGGAGGUGGUAAUUUACGAGUAGAGCUAAUUAAACUUUACAGAAGCAUGUGACGUCCCAGAGGGUAUGGAUUUUGAGCCAUUUUGGUUUCUUACUUCUUGCCUUGCGGACAUCCCGAUUAUACUGACAGCAGCUAAAUCCCCUCCAAAAAUAUCUUACAGAUGUGUUACUGAAAUAAACUCUCGCUAUUACGGACUCUCGCUGAAGAGGACACUAACUCAAGCUCCCUACAGUGUUCGCUAUAAAGGGAGUUGACUGUAAAUGGAAAUAGGUCGAAUUUAGGGACGGCCGCCAUUAGAAAACUUAUCGGGGAGGGGGUGCAAAGUACCAAAAAAAAUAUUGAUGCAAGAGAAAAAGUUCAUACUAGGAAAAUGUUCGCGAAAAAAAAAUUCAAGCGGCUCGAAAGUCCCUCCCCCCGCACCCCGUAACUAUUCUAUUGGCAAUGGUGUCCGUCCCUUGGAGAAAAGGUAUGAAAAUAAGGUGAAAUAGUACGUAAUAAUAUUAAACGGACGGACCAUUAGAAAACUUAUCGGGGGGGCGGACGAAGUACCAAAAAAAUAUUCGCGCAAGGGAAAAUUAAAUGAAAAAAAUUCUUGCACGUCAAUUGAUCAUGAAAAAUAGUCAUGCCAUGGCCUAAAAAAAAUUCAUACAAGGAAUUUGACAAGGAAAAAAAAUUCCUGCGGCUCGAAAAUUCCCUCCCCCCCCCCAUAACUUUUCUAAUAGUCCGUCCCUAUGGUGUUCGUAUGUAGUGGGGUUUGACUGAAUGGUGUGAAACCGUGUGUGUUUUAAGGGAACGAUGAAAGAGUGUAAAAAAAAUUUGUCUUUCCAGUUCGGCUAAAUAAAUACCGUAUUUAUUCGAAUAACCGCCCAACCUCGAAUUAGCGCCCACUUCUAAUAAGCGCCCAUCCUAAAGGCAGAAAAAGUUAAUUAGCGCCCAGCCUCGAAUAAGCGCCCACCCUCUCCUCUUCCCAAUCAAACUCAAAUAAGCGCUCACCCCCACCCCACCCACUUGAGUGAAUAAAUUCUAAUAAGAGACUUCCCCGAGGACGGAGUUUUCUUCAGAGUAUUUUACAGAAACCUUGCUUUGUUAGGGACGGACCAUUAGUUAGAGUGAUGGGGGGCGGGGGGUGGGGAAUUUUCAGCUUGCACGAAUUUUUUUUUCAGGUGAAACCCUCUGCACGAAUUUUUUUUUCAGACAAAUAUUGCUUUUUUUUAACAGUGAAAUCUUGACUCAUUAUCUAUGUUUUUGUGCUUUAUAAAUUAUUCUACACUCACAACAGAUCAAAGGAUACAGGCCACUUUGAUGCAAAAUCUUUUCGAAAAUGUACACACAGUGAAAGAGGAGGAAGCCACUUGGAGUGGACGGCUAAGAUUUAUAUUUUUAUUAUAAAUUUUAUAUGUUGAAAAGUUUAAUAUUGAAACUGUUUAUGGAUAAUUAAAUGUAUUUAUGAUAUUUAUUAUAAUACAGGAUACACUGUAUGUUGCAGGUAGACUGACUGCCUAUGAAAACCAUACUUUGUGGUUCUUAAUUUUUGUUAAAAGUACCGGUGGCAGUGUUGCUGUUUCUGUCGUUGACAGUUAAAGUUUUAACACUUACUACUAGGUGUGAAUGCACUUUUGCGUUGUAUUAUAGAAUUCUUAUUCAAGGCGGUAAGACCCUUCCUCUAAUUUUUAUUGUGGGCACAAAUAACGUUAUAGAAUGUUUACAAAGCUACCAAAUUCUCUUAUUUAUUACAAAUUUUAUUUUAUUAUUCUUAUUAUAAUACCGUAUACAGUGUAUGUUGUAGGUACACUAGCUGCAAUUUAAAACAAAAACAAGGUUCUAAUUGUCUCCUUUAAAUAAGAAGAAAGUGAUUUUUGUUUAUUCAUAUUGUGCCUGGUAAUAUUGUUGAUUUCUGAAACUCAGACUUUCUGAAAGAAACUCAGAUUUUCUGAAAAAGUCACAAUUGGACCUUCCUUCUGCGUGAAUUUUUUUUCUUUACCUUCUUCUUUGUAUGAAUUUUUUUUCUUGGCAGUUUCCCUCGCAAGAUUUUUUUUUUUUUUUUUUCCCCCCCACCAUCACUUUUCUAAUGGUCCGUCCCCUACUUCUUCGCGUUUUGUUAUUAGCAUUUAUUGUUUUGUUGCAAAAUGAACAUACUUCACUUGUUGAAAAUAGUGAAAAUUUAAUAAGCGCCCAGCCUCGAAUAAGCGCCCACUCUCAAGGUCCAAAAAUUUAAUAAGCACCCAGGGCGGUUAAUUGAAUAAAUACGGUAAGAACGCUCCGUGUCAAAUACUACUAAAAUAUAAGAAAUACCAUACUUCUUUUGAAGAAGGUAAUGGGUCGGCAAAUACAUUUCUCAGAAGCCAGGUCCGAAAACGGGUUAUUGUUUGGCUAGUCUGCGUGGCAUGGGUCGAAAGGGGUAGAGGAUAGUGAGUAAGGGGAAAAGGGAGGGGGAUUGGGGAGAGAGGGGAGGUUAUUUCUCUCAAAGCUACUGAGUCUCUGAGUCUGACCAGUGCCUCAAUUGGCUUGAGAGAGACGAAAACUUAAAAACGAAGCUGGUCUACUUAUACUAAGUUUAUUUCGCAACAGCUCUCCACCAAUUUUUUGGACGAGUGUGAUCUUUUUAUCUGUGAUAAGAAAACUUACAGUCAAUCUGGGCUGAGUUGCUCAAAGCAUGGUUAGCUUUAACCAUUGGUUAAGCAGUAUCAAGACCAAUACGUUGUCAAGGUAUUAAACGCUGGUUAACGCUAGCCAUGCUUCGAGCAACUGGGCCCAGGUCGCGUAUGAGAGUCGGAAGUCUUUUCAAGCAGUGACCAAGUACUAAUUUGGAGAAAAUUUGGUGCAGUUCCAGUUCCUUGUUUAGUUUACUUUAAGGAGAGUAAUGCAUAGCCCACUGUUUUUUCACGCCAAAUGAAGUCUACAAGGAAGGUUUGAAUCAUAUUGAUGACGUUUCACUGCCCAGAUCUGGGUAGUGCUUUUGAUUGGUCGUGCGGCGAGGAAACUUUUUGCUUCAACCAAUUAAAUGCACUACCCAGAUCUUAGUCGGUGGCACGUUACCACGAGUAUGCAGUUUCUGCAGUCUUUCCUGGCCGUCAUUUCGCGGAAAAACCAGUUGUGGCGUUGCCAAUUACCGGCUGUUUCUUUCGGCAUAUAUUGCAUAUACCGAACAAAGAUAUUAGACCCAAAGUCAAAAGGUCUCUUACAAGAGGUUGAAAUCAAUGGGUAAUCAGUAUUAAUCGUCAACUCAAAAAGCGGUCGCGGGCUUCAGAAACGGUCAGCAGGUGUUGGUUAGCCUAUUGACCUUAUAAGAUCUGGAAGUCCAGAUAGAUUAACAGACCCUUCCACGGUUUUUUUUAACUUUUGACUUGGAUAAGUCAGGGAAAAUCCGUCAACUCCACUAGAAAAAAGCGUCUUAUAAAUCGGCAAGAUUGCGAAGUUUGAAAGUGAUUUGUUGAAACCUAACAAAGACGUAGCUCCUCAAAGUCGCGAAAUUUUAGAGACGUUUGUAUGGUGGGGGGGGGAGGGGGGGCACACACUUGCCCCACGUCACCAUACAAACGUCUGUAAAUAGAAGGUGCUUUGGUGCUUUCCCCAGUGGUGCUGACUGAUCCAUGUCAAAGGUUGAAAAAACCGUGGAAGGGUCAGGCUUCACCUUUGCUAAGCAAAGGCAUUUUUCUUCAGGUCUUUAUAAAUUUUUACUUCUAUUAUGUAAAUCUUCCAAAUAAGAAUGAAAACAAAAGUCAACUUGACAGUAAUCGAAUAUAUUGUUCAUUAUUUUUGGCACGCAGUUUUUUCCAGUUCUGCACUAUGGCCUCCAGGAGAGUAUGGGUUACCAAUGCCAAAGUCAGGAUGUCCAGGCGCGAAUGACUUUACCUGGACUACAGGUUACAUUAUCCAGGAUUUGCAAGAUGGAUCAAGCAGCAAAACAAAUAUCUCCUCCCACUCAAAUCUUCAAGCAAUAGUGACAAACGACGUGCAGCAGUACUUUUGUAUUAAGUCAAACCAGACAACAGUUAGCGAUGCUAAAAGGAAACCAUGGCCUGCGGGCGAGUAUUGCAUCUAUCAGAAAGGGAAGAGCUGUCCCGCGGGUAUGUCGAGCGGUUCAGUGUUUUGGGAUGACGAAAAUGCUAACGGCAACAACAAAAAUGCCAAAAACGGUUCGCUUCCGGAAGGCGUCUUUAACGAGGAUACUAAAAUAUUCUUUUGCUGCCAGACCAAUGGUGUGCACAGUACGCCUAUUAAGUUACCAGUCAAGAAACCAUUUUACCUCAUAGCGGUCGGACCAUACUGUCAAUUAGUACUCAACACAGUUUAUACACUGGAAUACAUAGAGUACGAUACUGAGGAUGAUAACAAUCAUGACAAAGUAACAUCUCCUCAUCCUUUCGGAGCUAACUUGGUUCAUCCAAGAAUAUACUACUGCUACUAUCAA